AUGACUCUCGAUAACAGCAUUGCUCGACCAAUUCGGAGAUUUCUAAUAAAAUUCGAAGGAAAAAUUUCACAUUUUUACGAUACAUUCUUCAAAGCAUCGAUGAUACAAAAUGUAGUAUCUGUUGAGAAUCUUUUAAGAAAUAACAGUCAUGUUAAAAUUAAAAAUCUUGAAAAACAAUCUCCAAACAAUAUUUUACAUUUGCAAAGUGAUAUAAUAUCCAAAAUUUUUUCAGGCUACGCAUACAAGAAGGUUUCCACAGAUAUAACCAUAGAAAAAGAUAAACCAUAUAUAAGAUUAAUUAUUAAUGAUCCAAAAACAAAAUCAAAAUUCCACGAUCUAGAUUACAUUGUUAUUAUGAAUGACAACAAAACAUCUAGUACAUCACAAGAGGAUAAACGCUCUGUUUAUAGCAACUUCUUAAAAGAUCAACCAACAAAGAUUCAAGCGGGUAAAAAUCUCAAAAACACUAAAUAUCCAGGACUUUAUGACCAAGAUUUCUUAAAAAGGGUAAAUCACCAACUUUCUAGUAUCAAUAACGCAGAUUUAAGAAAACACCAAAUUAUUAUUAAAAAAUUGCAAGAUAAUGGUGUUAUGCAGAAAAUCAAAGAUAAAACAGCUUAUGCAAGUGCUGGCAACACAAAUCAAAAUCAAAAAUUCAAGGAUAAAUUAAGAGAAAUUAGUAAUUCGUAUAAAUUAAUUAAAGAAUCAAUUACAGUUCUUAAAAAAGAUAUAAUCAACGAUUUCGGAUCAUUUCCAAGCUAUUUUGACACCCUUAAUUCCAAUCUUUCAAAAAUUAUUGAAAACUUGGCAAAUAUUAUAUUUGAAAACAAUCUGGAAGAUCCAGAUAAUUUAUAG
Messenger RNA from Trichomonas vaginalis G3, 855 nucleotides. RefSeq lists its product as uncharacterized. Bases 1 to 855 code for a protein of 284 amino acids. The transcript has a single exon. The record is from RefSeq and is a predicted model, not a curated record. Lineage: Eukaryota; Parabasalia; Trichomonadida; Trichomonadidae.